Molecule: messenger RNA, 2094 nt
Organism: Phytophthora nicotianae INRA-310
Lineage: Eukaryota; Oomycota; Peronosporomycetes; Peronosporales; Peronosporaceae
Exons: 1
Coding region: 1-2094 (697 amino acids)
Molecular function (GO): DNA binding; hydrolase activity
Source: RefSeq, a predicted model, not a curated record
AUGAGCGACCACGAGCAGCAUGACGAGCACGAGCGCGAGCACGAGCAGGGCGACAACGAGCCCAAGAAGGGCAAACAGGGCUCAGGCAAGCGGCUAAAUGACCGCCAGCGCGUGGAUAUCAUCCAAAUGGCUGAGAACAGUAAGAUCUCCAAGCGCCAAUUGGCUGAAAAGUUCGGCGUGAGCGAGGCAGCGAUCCGCAAGCUUUUGCGCAAGAAGGACGACUUUCUGCGGCGCUACUACGAUACGCCCGAGGAGCUCCGUGACCAGCGUCUUCGCGGCAAGAGCACACACGAAUCGGACAGCAGCGGCGUCGGUGUUGGCAACGGCAGUGGCUCGGCACCGUAUUCAGGCUCUACCACGCCCAGAAGAGCUUCGCUUGGCAGUGGCUACCCACACAACAAGAGUAUGUACCCACCCGAUGACCCGUGGAAGCAAGGGCUGCACGCUAUGCUGGCUAAAGUCACUCCUUUCCUUAAGAACUUCACACAAACCAAGAGCCAGCAUCACACGCUCGAUACCGCGCUGGCUGCUGAUCAGACAGGUGCAGAAGCUGCUCCUAACGAUGAAGAUACUGAAGAGCUGGACUGGAUCGGCUUCUCGCGGAUGCUGCGUGACAUCCGACGCGCGUUCCAUCGAUACCCGGAGACAGGAUACCAGGAGUUCCGCACUCAGGCAUUUAUCAGGCGGUUCUGCGAGCAGGCGCUGCAUAUCCCGGGCAAGAACAUCCGUGAGAUGGCAUCUACCGGACUUAUCGUAGACGUUUGCUACGAUAACGCCACUAUUUCUUCCUCGGACAAGCGCAAGCUGCCUGUACUCGCCUUCCGUGCUGACAUGGACGCGCUACCGAUUGAAGAGCUAAACGACCAUUUGCCCUACUGUUCCACUCAAAAAGGUGGACACAAAGAACUUCGCAAACGCAAGAAAAGAAAGAGUUCAACGCCUCAAGCUUCUUCACCCAAGAAGACACAGGAGGAAGACCACGCUGGAGAGACUUCCAGUGACGUGAGACCCGAUGUGAACAUGGAUACACCAACAACUCUGCUACCUGCUCCGUCAACCAUCACAACCACAACCAUCGGAGCUCCGCCUGCACCCAAUGCUGGCGACGAUGACGAGGAGUUCCAGAUCUCUACUGCUGCAGCGCACAUGUGUGGCCACGACGGUCACAUGGCGAUGGUAUUGGGACUCUGCGCGAUGGUAGUGCGUAGUGCGCACAUGCUUCCUCAGGAUACCUUUGUGCGCUUCCUGUUCCAACCUGCUGAAGAAGGCCCUGGUGGCGCCAUGAAGAUGAUCGAGGAUGGAGCGCUUACCGAUGUGGACGAGGUGUACGGAUGCCACAACGCUCCUUUCCCGUUGUACAGUAUCCAUGUGCGUCCUGGAGCGGUCAUGGCGCACGAAGUAGAGUUCUCUAUCGAUAUCCACGGCAUUGGAGGCCACGGAUCUGCGCCGCAGCAGUGUGUGGAUCCGAUUCUGGCAGGUUCAGCUGUGGUGCAGGCCCUCCAGUCCGUUGUGAGUCGCUCUCUGUCGCCUAUGGACACGGCCGUGGUGUCGGUCACUCAGUUCCGCGGAGGUGACGCGAACAAUGUGAUCCCGUCCCGCGUGUUCCUGGGCGGCACCAUCCGUGACUUUGAUCUCCAAAUUGCCGAAAAGAUCAAAGAGCGUGUGGCCAAAUUGGUCCAUUCCACGUGUGCAGCUUACGGUGCUACGGCCAGCGUUCACUUCCUGGAUGGCUACGCUCCUGUUAUUAACCCGCAAGUGGAGACUCGACAGGUGCAGCAGAUUGCGAUGGACAUGGGGUUGUAUGUGAGCGAGGAAGGUUUACCGCUUAUGGCGGCUGAGGAUUUCUCGUAUUUCCUUCAAGAACGCAAGGGCUGCUACUUCUUCUUGGGCACAAGAGAAGACGGAGACCCGGAGAAGAUGCGCGCGCUGCACUCGAACCACUACGACUUCAACGACAAGGCCAUCCCGCUCGGCAUCCGGUUGUUCAUGGGCAUCUUGCAAUCGCGUUUCAAGUGCGAAUUGUACACGUUCGAGGAGAUGCAGGCCUUCCAAGUGGCCAUGGAGCGCGUUAUGAUCAAUGUUACCGUUGUGUAG